AAACUCGUAAAAACAUGUUAUCUAUCUAUAACAUGUUUAGUUUAUGAUGUGUUAUGGUUCAUACAAAUAAUGGCUAGUCGAAAAGAUAUUUUGAAUCUUUAUCGAAACUUAAUUCGAGAAACUAAAAAAUGGAAUCUUUAUAAUUUUCGGAUGUAUACUUUACGUAAAAUUCGAUAUGAAUUUCAACAAAAUAAAACAGUACAAGAUAAAAAGAAGAUUAAUGAGUAUUAUAAUAAAGGACUGGAAAAUCUUGAGAUUAUUAAGAGACAAGUAAUAAUUGGGAAUCUUUACACUUUUAAACCAUUAAUUAUUGAAACUAUUAAAAAAAAUAAUAAUUUAAAUUAAAAGCAAAAAUUUGUAAUUA
Molecule: messenger RNA, 364 nt
Organism: Apis dorsata (giant honeybee)
Lineage: Eukaryota; Metazoa; Arthropoda; Insecta; Hymenoptera; Apidae
Gene: bcn92
Product: protein bcn92
Exons: 2
Coding region: 70-345 (91 amino acids)
Biological process (GO): iron-sulfur cluster assembly
Cellular component (GO): mitochondrion; L-cysteine desulfurase complex
Source: RefSeq, a predicted model, not a curated record